AUGCUGGCUGCGAUUGCGUGCGGCGGCGCCGAAGAGCCCGCGCCCACAGGCAGCCAGGCAGGCUCGUCCGACGCGGGAAGCCAACCCGUGCAGCAACCCACCGCGGCCGAACCCGAAGCCACGCCCACACCGUUGCCGGCGUCGCUUCCCACCGAAGUGGUGGAAAACGCGGUGACGAAGGACGCCUAUCCCGACGCGGAGUACGGAGGCAUCCUGCGGCGCGGCGGGUAUGGAGACCCUUCGCACUACGACCUGAUGCAGGUUUCCAGCGUUUCCAACUCCUUCAAGCAGAUGAUGCUGUUAAAUGGUUUGCUGCGCUACAACCCCCUGGAUGCCGGCAAGACCAUCAUCGCCGACUUGGCGACCACGUGGGAAGUUUCCGACGACGGGUCGGUUUGGACCUUCCCCCUGCGGGAAGGCGUCAUGUUCCACGACGGCACGAUCAUGAACGCCGACGACGUGGCCGCGUCUUGGACCCGCGUCCUGGAUCCUCCGGCCGGCGUGGUGAGCGCCCGCAAGGGUCUCUACGACCCGUUCGGCCCGUCAGUGGACGUGGUUGACCCUCAGACGGUACAGUUCACGUUCAGCAAGGUCCCGCCGUUGAACUACGGGCUGAAUGCCUUCGCCCUGGAGUGGCACGGCGUUUUCCCCAAGUCCUUCCUUGAGGCGAACAGCUACGACCUCAAGCUCAACGGCCAAAACGCCCCCGGCACCGGAGCUUUCCGGUUCCUGGACCACCAGGAAGGCGAGGUCUGGAAGAACGAGCGGUUCCCGGACUAUUGGAACGAGGGACUGCCGUACCUUGAUGAGGUCUGGACCUUCCCGCUGGGAUCCCCCACCAACCGCUCGGCGGCGUUGCUGGCCGGCAACGUCGACUUCGCCCAGACCGUGGACCCGGCGGCAUACGAGCUGAUGCAGAACGACGACAGAUUCAGCGGACAGUUCGUGGGUCAGCCUUUCUCGUCCUACUCCUACUCCGCCAUCUGGUUCAACACGGACCGCGAGCCCUGGAACGACCCCCGGGUGCGGCGGGCGAUGUGGCUCGCGAUUGACCGCGACGCCCUGCACGAAGUCGGCGGCGAAUGGUUUUUGGCUACAAGGGCGGCACCGGCUGGACCUUCCCCGAGCAGGCUUUCCAACUACCGCAGGAUGAAGUUGACGCGCGCCUGA
Molecule: messenger RNA, 1170 nt
Organism: Geodia barretti
Lineage: Eukaryota; Metazoa; Porifera; Demospongiae; Tetractinellida; Geodiidae
Source: the annotation of a GenBank genome assembly